AUGCGUUUCCUCAACUUGGUUGGCCUCGUCUUGGCUGGAGCUACUGCCUCUAAUGCUGCCACUUCUUGCGCACCCUCUAGUUCCGAUGCUGCUGUUCUGGAAUUCGCCUGGGGUCUAGCUGACUUCAUUGGCGGCUACUACAACUCCACUGUCGACUCCAACUUCCCUUCCAACUCGAGGAACGCGACUGUCCUGGGCUACAAGAAGAUUCUUUCCGGUCUCUCAAACCAGAACACCCUCUCGGUCGAAGCUAUUGAUAAGGCCUCCUCCUCGCUCUCCGGCUUCCAGGAGCCCCAGUGCAGCUUCACCUACCCCCAGGUCAACACCACCGCUGCCUGGGCUUACUACGCCUAUCAGUUUGAGUCCACUGUGACCGGUGCCUUCAUUGCUCUCGCUGGCUACACCCAGUCUCCUGAGGUUUCCUUCCUCAUGGCCCGCCUGGCUGCUGAGCACAACGGCCACGCUACCUUCAUCGGUAGCCGCGUCAACUCUACCCUCUUCGCCGACAACGCCACCUCUUUGGUGUCGGCCUACGGUCCCAACCAGGUCAUCUCCAACCGUAACGCCACUGGUAGCCUCGGCCAGUACCUUGGUGGCUGCCUCACUGCUCCCUCCAGCCCCUGCGGUCCCCUCCGCAUCGGUCCUCUGGAUGCUACUCCCAGCUCCUCUGCCGGUGCUAGCUCCACUGCUUCCCCUAGCUCCACUGCUUCCUCUGCCGCCAAGAAGCACCACUAA
Penicillium antarcticum is the source of this 735-nucleotide messenger RNA. RefSeq lists its product as uncharacterized. The transcript has a single exon. The coding region runs from base 1 to 735 and encodes 244 amino acids. Lineage: Eukaryota; Fungi; Ascomycota; Eurotiomycetes; Eurotiales; Aspergillaceae. The record is from RefSeq and is a predicted model, not a curated record.